This is a messenger RNA of Musa acuminata AAA Group (dessert banana), 1482 nucleotides long. RefSeq names its product probable auxin efflux carrier component 1c. The record is from RefSeq and is a predicted model, not a curated record. The transcript is spliced from 6 exons. The coding region runs from base 1 to 1482 and encodes 493 amino acids. NCBI's taxonomy places the organism in Eukaryota, Viridiplantae, Streptophyta, Magnoliopsida, Zingiberales, Musaceae. Gene Ontology annotation, biological process: transmembrane transport. Gene Ontology annotation, cellular component: membrane.
AUGAUUACCGGUACGGACUUCUACCAUGUGAUGACGGGCAUGGUGCCGUUGUACGUGGCGAUGAUACUGGCGUACUUGUCGGUGAAGUGGUGGAAGAUCUUCACGCCGGACCAGUGCGCAGGGAUCAAUCGCUUCGUGGCGCUCUUUGCGGUGCCGCUCUUGUCGUUCCACUUCAUCGCCGGCAACGAUCCUUAUAAGAUGAAUUAUCGGUUCAUCGGCGCUGACACGUUGUCCAAGGUUAUCGUGCUCGUCAUUUUGGCCGUCUGGAGCAAUCUCAGCCGCCGCAUGUCACUCGAUUGGACCAUCACCAUCUUCUCGCUGGCCACCCUGCCCAACACCCUCGUCAUGGGCAUCCCGCUGCUCGAGGGCAUGUACGGGGAGUACUCCGGCAGCCUCAUGGUCCAGAUCGUGGUGCUGCAGUGCAUCAUCUGGUACACCCUCAUGCUGUUGCUGCUCGAGUACCGGGCCGGCCGGUUGCUGAUCGCGGAGAAGUUCCCGGUCAACGCCGGGGACGUCGCGUCCGUCACCGUGGACCCCGACGUCACGUCGUUGGACGGACACCGUGACAUGCUGGAGACGGAGAGCACGAUCAGGGAGGACGGCAAGAUCCACGUCAAUGUGCGCAAGUCGAGCUCGUCGCUAUCGGGCAGCCUCUCGCGGCGGUCCAUGGAGUUCUCCGACGUCAUGCGCUUCUCGUCCAACCUCACCAACCCCGAGAUCCACUCGAGGCGGUCGUCCAAGAACCCCACGCCCCGAGGCUCCAGCUUCAACAACGCCGACGUCCAACCACGCAGAUCGUCAUUCUCCGUUGUGUUCCCCGUCGCCGGUCCAUCGGAAAUUCAAGAAAUCCGAGUGGAAGUUCCUCCGCGCCACACGGACGGGCGGAAGGAGAACCAGGAGAGCGGGCCCCAAGACGGCGACGAGAUGGUCCAAGAGGCAGCCAUUGGCGCGCUCACGAUAGUGCCGACGACAAUGCCGCCGGCGAGCGUGAUGACGAAGCUGAUCCUCGUCGUGGUGUGGAGGAAGCUGAUCCGUAACCCCAACAACUACGCCAGCCUGAUCGGCCUCGCCUGGUCGCUCGUCUCCUUCAAAUUGCACGUUAACAUGCCUGUGAUUGUGGCGAAAUCCAUCUCCAUCAUGUCGGACACAGGCCUCGGAAUGGCUAUGUUCAGCCUCGGGCUGUUCAUGGGGCUGCAGCCGAGGAUCAUAGCAUGUGGGAAUUUGGCAGCAGCUAUUGCCAUGGCCAUCAGAUUCUUAGCAGGGCCUGCUUUCAUGGCUAUCGCCUCCUUUGCCGUGGGCAUCCGCGGCGAGCUCCUGCGCAUCGCCAUUGUGCAGGCGGCGCUCCCGCAAGGCAUUGUCCCCUUUGUGUUCGCAGAGGAGUACAACCUGCAUGCUGAGAUCCUCAGCACAGCGGUGAUAUUUGGGAUGAUAAUUGCGCUGCCCAUAACAUUGGUGUAUUACGUUAUAGUUGGUCUAGUGUGA